GAGGAUAAAAGUGAUGAAGAUAAUGACAGCACAAAAAUGCACCAAGUUACUUAUAAUAAAACACUGAGUGCUAUAGAUUUGCUAAAACAGUACCUUCUGCAACAGGAUCUCUGUGAUACAACCAGGUCAAAACAUGAUGAAGUUUGGUCAGACUUGCAAGAAGUGAUUAAAAAAUUACGAAGGACAUCUUUCAGACAACUAGAUCUUGAAAUAUUUUUUGGGCUGGCUAAUUAA
Racocetra persica is the source of this 234-nucleotide messenger RNA. The record is from the annotation of a GenBank genome assembly. NCBI's taxonomy places the organism in Eukaryota, Fungi, Glomeromycota, Glomeromycetes, Diversisporales, Gigasporaceae.